This is a messenger RNA of Stylonychia lemnae, 3711 nucleotides long. The record is from the annotation of a GenBank genome assembly. NCBI's taxonomy places the organism in Eukaryota, Ciliophora, Spirotrichea, Sporadotrichida, Oxytrichidae.
AUGAGGUCACUAGAUUAAGUUGAUUUAAGAGAUAAGGCCAAGUUAUUGGCCUAAGUUCAGCAGCUAAGUCACAAAAUAGUGAAUCUGUUAAACGAGAACAACGAAAACAUUUUGCACAUAAUUGCGUCUGAGAAAGCUUUCAAAAACUCUCAAUCCAUCACUGGAAACAAGGACAUGACUUUGUUUGAGAUAAUACAGACGCUAGUAAAAUAGAUGAAGACACUGGCAUACAAGUGUGAUAAGAGUCAAGGAUAAACUCCACUACAUUAUGCCUUUAAAAGUGGAAAUCUAGAGUGUGCACUCUGGAUGGUAUAAAUUAUAAAGAAGGAAUAUGGCUAUGAUGCACAGUAAGAGCUUCUCAAUUCAAUUGAUAAUGAUGGCAUGAGACCUAUUGAUCUCUUAGCAUUCAUGAUAGAUGAUUAUCACAAAUCAUUUAUCAGAAAUUUCCACAACGAAGAAAAGAAUUAUAAACUUUCCAAAAGAUUUGAUGCCUAUUCCUGGGGUUACAGUGAUGAAUUCCAACUCGGCUAUACUUAACUCAAUAAUAUGAGAAAAUAUCCAAAGAAGAUCACUUUCACACCGAAGACACGUCAAAAUAUCGGAAACUAACAAGAUGGUCAGCCGACAUAUUUAUCUGAUAAUAAUUUGCCUACUAAUUAAUUAUCGAUUAAGGAUAUAAAAGUUGCUAAUACCUAUUCCCUUGCAAUUACUGAAGAUGGACUCUUAUUCUCUUGGGGAUCUGGUAUCAAUGGUCACUUGGGCCUAGGUGAUGAAAAUUCAAGAAUCCAGCCAGAAUAAAUCAAUAUAGAUUUGAAAGACGAGGAAAAGAAAAUAAGAAAACUUAAGAGAAAGCAUAGAGAUAUGGAGGAGGUCGAAGAGUUAAUGACUCUUCAUAGUUUUGUCAAAAAUGCCACAAAGGGCGGCAUUAAUCUUAGUCAUUCCUAAGCCUUCAUUGAAUAGUAGUGCUUAAUUUCUCUACAUAAUAUCAAGGGCCAAGACAACAUGGGGAAUUAUUUCCUUAAUGAUAAAUAAUCAAUGAACACAAAUGGAAAGAACAAAAAGCACUCAAAGAAAGUCAAGUAGUUCAGUAAUUUUUAAAACGAAUAAGCUCUCAUUUCUAAAAGAGAACUAGACUGUACCAAUACCGGUGCAGUAUUUUCCUGGGGAGAGAAUGAUGCAGGCUAGCUUGGCUUUGGAUGCAGGAAAGAGAGUUCUCAAGGCUUGAGUAGUCAUCUUUAGUUCUCAAGCACCCCAAAGAAAGUCGAACAACUUUCAAAGUUGUUCGUAGUUGAUGUUGCUUGUGGUGAUUAUCAUAGUGCUGUGAUAACUAAUCUGCAAGAGGUUUAUCUUUGGGGAUCAAACAAGAAUGGCCAGCUGGGUAUUGAUAUGGAGAACUGUCAGCAAUCCUAUAAGGCUCAGAAACUGGUUUUGUUUGAAUAUAUGAACUCCUCUCAGAAAGAGAGAUUCCUAUAAGUUAAGGCUAAGUACAACUACACAGUCCUAGUCUAUAUAUCUGACAAGCACUAGAACCAGUUUGUGGCUUUGUUUGCAAAAUCUGGUAAUAGUAAUGCUCACAAGAAGUUAGAGGCUAAUGUUUAUUUGAGCAAUGAUUACUUACUUGCUAUGGACAUGAGCAAAAGCAUAUAUCUCUAUAAGAUAUUCUCACAAGCCUAAAAUAAACAGUAACAUGACGUAUGUAUUGUCAAACGACUGGCUCAUGAAAUCUACUCUAGUUCUAAUUUCAUUGAACUCUAUCCCACAGAAUAAGAUAUAUGGGCUGUAAAUUCAUUGAGAUAGCUUUUAGUUUGCAAAGAUUUUAAGCAAAAGAUGCAUCAUAAUAAUGAGAAUAUAAGCUUCGAACCUGUUAAUGACGUCUUUAAUGUAAUGAAAGCUGCAAUCGGACAGAAACAUUAAGUCGUUAUAAAAAUCAUUAAGCAAUUAGAUGACAAGAUGACAAGGGACAUCAAUGUGAAAAAAGAAGUAAUGGAAAGUUCAGAAACUAUUGAGGAUGACUUUGAAAUCCCAAUGCCAAGCAGCUGCAUGAUGGAUAUGGGCAUAUCUAUUGCUGGAGGAUCCUUUAAGACUCCAAGUUCUUUUAAAAUUGAAGAGGAUAUAACCUAAAAUCUAGACAAUGCUCUUGAUUUAUACGAGAUGGCUGAUCUCUAGAUCAUAGAUGAGUUAAAGAUAAACUGCCUCAAGUUUAUUUCUUUGAACAUCGUUUCGUAUUUAGAGUCAACUUAUCUCGAAAGGCUUUUGUAGCUGCCUAUUUACCUCAUCAGAGAUCUAGAAAAUUUCAUCAAACUUGAGGAUUCAGAGAAAUAUGUGCUCACUGAUAUGAGAGAUAUUGAGGAGUCUGAAUACGCUUAGAAUCAGUAAAUAUAGAUGGAAACUGGCAAGAAGAAAGAAAUAUUUAACGAGGAAAAUUGUCUCAAGCUAUAUCAAGAAUUGAUGGAAAUGUUCUCUGAGUUUGACGGGAACGGCAGGCUUUAGGAUUAGCUCAAAUAAGACUUGUGCUCAAAGGUUCAUAAAUUCCGAUCUUAACUUAGAAAAGCUCAUAAGAAAAUGAGAAAGGGUUCGAGUAAUGUGAAUUAAAAAUUUGAGACUCCAGCUGACAGAAAUAGCUAUGCUUUUGACUAGGAUGAUUACAUGAAUACAGAUGAUUUUGAGGUUGUGGUGAACUAUCUCGAUUUAGUUAAUGAUUUCAUAAAGGAAGAUAAUGUGGAAUUCCAGGAAGCAAGACCCUCAGCCACUGUGAUUAUUAAGAAAAAGAAAGGAGGCAAGCAGAAACCUAAACCUUCCUAAUCACAAUAGCAGACUUAAAUAAGCUCCAACUAUUUUUUCUUGAAAACAAAAGAUAAUUACUCUAAGCAAUAAGAAUUCGAAAAGCACAGUCUUGAAAAUGAUUUCAUGAUUGUUUAGUAGUGCGACAAGAAAUCAAACAAAUAGAUUAAUAAGUCAAAGUAAAUUGUAAAAGAUACUACAAAAGCAGGUGGCAAUCAAGGUGACAAGGAUGAAAAAUUUUUGUUGAGUGAUCUGCUCGGCUUGUAAUGCAAGACAUAAGAAAUGAAGAAUAAAAAUGAGGCAGAAGAUAGAAGAUCUUCUUCUGAUUUAUGGAACUAUCUUGAAAAUCAAAAAGAGCAGGAAAAUGACCCUCAAAAAGAUAAUUUACAGCCAAAUCAGUAGAUACAGGCUAGGGAGAGAAUUACAAGUUUUGAAGACAUUCAAAGAGAAGAGACAGAGAAAAAGAAUCGUAAGAUUUCUGGAGGAGUACGUAAAAAUUCUACUUCUCAAGUUAGUCAGCCUCAAAAGUAACCAGUAAAAGCAGCUGUUUUAAGUGAGGCAUCUACUAAAAAUGAUUGGGGGUUGAUAAAAGAAGAAGAUGAGAUUGACUUUGAUGAGGUGAUUGAAAAUGAAAAGAUAAAGAAAGAACAGGCAAGAUAGUAGUUACAGAGAGAUGAAGAGCUUGUAAGAAUAAUGAUGGAAGAAGAACUUAGAAGACAAGAAGAAGAGAUUCUAUAAUAAGUCCUUCGUGAAUCAGCGAUUGAAUACUCUGAAAAAUUAUACUAUGAGGAGUAACCUAGGUUAUAGGAUAAUUACUCUACUACAACAGUCUAUAAGAAAAAGGGACCUGCAGGGAAAAAGGGGAAAAAAGUUACUGAGAGUUAGCAAUAAACUUAGUCUUAGAUGAAAUGGAUACCUAAAGCUAAGUGA